This is a messenger RNA of Fusarium venenatum, 5829 nucleotides long. Its product is annotated as 1,3-beta-glucan synthase component-domain-containing protein. Gene Ontology annotation, molecular function: 1,3-beta-D-glucan synthase activity. Gene Ontology annotation, biological process: (1->3)-beta-D-glucan biosynthetic process; fungal-type cell wall polysaccharide biosynthetic process. Gene Ontology annotation, cellular component: 1,3-beta-D-glucan synthase complex; plasma membrane. Lineage: Eukaryota; Fungi; Ascomycota; Sordariomycetes; Hypocreales; Nectriaceae. The record is from RefSeq and is a predicted model, not a curated record.
AUGUCGGGAUAUCCAGGUGGUGGUCAGCGCGACCACUACGAUGAUGGCUACGGCCCUCCUCAGGGAGGUAACCAACAGCAAGGCGGAAACACGGACUCCUACUAUCAAGACGAUCAAUACUACGACCAAGGCCAUGAUAACCGCGGUCAUAACCCUAACUCGAAUAACAACAACAACAACAACGAUGGGUAUUAUGAUGAAUCCGGUUAUUACAACGCCGAUGCCAACAACCCUUAUCAAAAUGACGGAGGCUACUACGACGGCCACGACCAGUAUCAAGAUGGUUACUAUGAUAAUGGGCAGGGCGGCUACUACGACCAAGACUAUGAUCGUGGGUACCAGGGACAGGGUGCCCGUCAAGGCUCCGAAGAGGAUUCUGAAACCUUUAGCGACUUCACUAUGAGAUCGGAUAUGGCUCGCGCUGCCGAGAUGGAUUACUACGGCCGCGGGGAUGAACGUUACAACAGCUAUAACGAUGGGCAACGUGGUUAUAGACCUCCCUCCUCACAAAUUUCCUACGGGGGAAACCGCUCUUCCGGCGCAUCAACCCCCAACUUUGGCAUGGAUUACGGCAAUGCUCUACCUCCUGGCCAACGCUCCCGGGAGCCUUAUCCUGCCUGGACCUCGGAUGCACAGAUUCCGUUGUCGAAGGAGGAGAUCGAGGACAUCUUUCUUGAUCUGUGUUCCAAAUUCGGCUUCCAACGAGAUAGCAUGCGGAACGUCUACGACCAUCUGAUGAUCCUCCUCGACUCUCGAGCCUCUCGAAUGACACCAAAUCAGGCUCUGCUCUCCCUUCACGCUGAUUACAUUGGCGGUGAUAACGCCAACUUCCGCAAGUGGUACUUCGCCGCCCACCUGGACCUUGACGAUGCCGUCGGAUUUGCCAACGGUCUUGGUAAAGGCAGGAAGAAGAAGGGCAACAAGAAGAAGAAGAAGGACCCCGAGGCCAGCGAAGCCGAAACCCUACAGGAUCUCGAAGGAGAUGACAGCUUGGAGGCUGCCGAGUAUCGCUGGAAGACCCGCAUGAACAAGAUGUCGCAGCAUGACCGUAUCCGUCAAAUCGCCUUGUAUCUGCUCUGCUGGGGUGAAGCCAAUCAGGUUCGCUUUAUGCCCGAGUGCUUGUGUUUCAUCUUCAAGUGUGCGGACGAUUACCUUAACUCUCCUGCAUGUCAGGCUCUCGUUGAGCCGGUGGAGGAGUUCACAUUCCUCAACAACGUUAUUACUCCUCUUUACCAAUAUUUGAGAGACCAAGGUUACGAGAUCUCUGAUGGUGUGUACGUUCGCCGCGAGCGUGACCACAAGAACAUCAUUGGUUAUGAUGAUUGUAACCAGCUUUUCUGGUAUCCUGAGGGUAUCGAUCGCCUCGUCCUCCACGAUAAGAGUAAACUUGUGGAUGUACCACCUGCCGAGCGAUACGUCAAGCUUAAGGAUGUGAACUGGAAGAAGUGUUUCUUCAAGACUUACCGCGAAUCGCGUUCAUGGUUCCAUCUCCUGGUUAACUUCAACCGUAUCUGGAUCAUUCAUUUGACCAUGUUCUGGUUCUAUACGUCCCACAAUGCCCCAAGUAUCCUUGUCGGUCCCAAAUACGAACAGCAGCUUAACCAGUCUCCGUCAACAGCCAAGCAGUUCUCUAUCGUUGGCUUUGGUGGCGCUAUUGCUUCUCUCAUUCAGGUUCUUGCUACUCUCGCGGAGUGGGCAUAUGUACCCCGACGAUGGGCUGGUGCUCAGCAUCUUACCAAGAAGCUCUUUUUCCUGAUCUUUAUCUUGGUACUAAACAUUGCUCCUGGUAUCAAGGUUUUCUUUCUUGAAGGCAUUGGUGGGAAGAAGAUUGACACAGCCAUUGGUAUUGUUCACUUUGUCAUUGCUUUGAUUACCUUCCUCUUCUUUUCCAUCAUGCCACUGGGCGGCCUUUUUGGCAGUUACCUGUCUACGAACAACAGGAAGUAUGUUGCCAGUCAAACCUUCACUGCCAGUUGGCCCACGCUCCGCGGCAACGAUAUGGCAAUGUCGUAUGGACUCUGGGCCGUUGUCUUUGGCGUCAAGAUGGGUGUCUCUUACAUCUACUUGAUUCUGUCCUUCCGUGAUCCCAUUCGAUACUUGAAUAUCAUGAACGUCGACUCAUGUCAAGGAGACAGCCUUCUCCUCGGGAAUCAGCUUUGCAGAUGGCACCCAACAAUUGUUCUGGCCUUGAUGGCAUUCACAGAUGUCAUCUUUUUCUUUUUGGAUACGUAUCUAUGGUAUGUUCUUCUGAACACUGUUUUCUCGGUUGCCCGGUCCUUCUACAUUGGAUCUUCCAUCUUGACGCCUUGGAGAAACGUAUUCUCCCGUCUUCCCAAGCGUGUCUACUCCAAGAUCCUUGCCACGACGGACAUGGAGAUUAAGUACAAACCAAAGGUUCUCAUUUCUCAAGUUUGGAACGCCAUCGUCAUCUCCAUGUAUCGUGAGCAUCUCUUGGCUAUCGAGCAUGUUCAGAAGCUGUUGUACCACCAAGUUCCUUCCGAGCAGGAGGGUAAGCGAACUCUGCGAGCCCCGACCUUCUUCAUUUCCCAGGAAGAUCAUUCCUUCAAGACCGAAUAUUUCCCUGCUUACAGUGAAGCCGAGCGUCGAAUCUCAUUCUUUGCCCAAUCUCUGUCUACACCUAUCCCGGAGCCUUUGCCUGUCGACAACAUGCCCACAUUCACUGUCAUGAUUCCACACUACAGCGAGAAGAUUCUUCUCUCGCUUCGUGAAAUUAUUCGGGAAGAUGAACCUUACUCUCGUGUUACGCUUUUGGAAUACUUGAAGCAACUUCACCCUCAUGAAUGGGACUGCUUUGUCAAAGACACCAAGAUUCUGGCUGAUGAGACCUCUCAGAUGAAUGGAGAAACCGACAAGGAUGAGAAGAACACCGCCAAGACCAAGAUCGAUGAUUUGCCCUUUUACUGCAUUGGAUUUAAAUCUUCUGCGCCUGAGUAUACCCUGCGUACCCGUAUCUGGGCCUCUCUUCGUUUUCAGACUCUGUACCGUACUAUCUCUGGCUUCAUGAACUACAGUCGUGCUAUCAAACUUUUGUACCGCGUCGAAAACCCCGAGGUUGUGCAGAUGUUCGGUGGCAACACUGACAAGCUUGAGCGCGAGCUUGAGCGUAUGGCCCGUCGCAAAUUCAAGAUUGUCGUUUCUAUGCAGAGAUUCUCGAAGUUCAAGAAGGAGGAGAUGGAAAACGCCGAAUUCUUGCUUCGCGCUUAUCCUGACCUCCAGAUUGCUUAUCUUGAUGAAGAGCCUCCAGUUGCCGAAGGCGAAGAGCCUCGCUUGUAUUCGGUUCUUAUUGAUGGUCACUCUGAAAUCAUGGAGAACGGCAUGCGACGUCCUAAGUUCCGCGUCCAGCUUUCUGGCAACCCCAUUCUCGGUGACGGCAAGUCUGACAACCAGAACCACUCUAUUAUCUUCUACCGUGGCGAAUACAUCCAGCUCAUCGAUGCCAACCAAGACAACUAUCUGGAAGAGUGUCUCAAAAUCCGCAGUGUUCUCGCUGAGUUCGAGGAGAUGAAGACCGACAAUGUUUCUCCUUAUACUCCUGGUGUCAAGAAUGAUGUCUCUGCACCUGUGGCUAUUUUGGGUGCCCGUGAGUAUAUUUUCUCCGAGAAUAUUGGUAUUCUGGGUGAUAUCGCCGCUGGAAAGGAACAAACCUUUGGUACACUCUUCGCUCGAACUAUGGCACAGAUUGGUGGCAAGCUUCAUUACGGACAUCCCGAUUUCCUGAACGGUAUCUUCAUGACAACUCGUGGUGGUGUUUCCAAGGCCCAGAAGGGUCUUCACUUGAACGAAGAUAUUUACGCUGGUAUGACUGCUCUCCUCCGUGGAGGGCGUAUCAAGCAAUGUGAAUACUUCCAAUGUGGUAAAGGUCGUGAUUUGGGAUUUGGCUCUGUUCUCAACUUCACAACCAAGAUUGGUACUGGUAUGGGUGAACAAUUCUUGUCGCGCGAGUACUACUACCUGGGUACUCAACUGCCUCUGGAUCGGUUCUUGUCGUUCUACUACGCCCAUCCUGGUUUCCACUUGAACAACAUGUUCAUUAUGUUUUCAGUACAGAUGUUCAUGAUUACUAUGGUCAACCUUGGAGCUCUCCGUUAUGAGACAAUCCCCUGCGAGUACAACCGAAACGUUCCCAUCACCGAUCCUCUUUAUCCUACCGGCUGCGCCAACACUGAUGCACUUACGGACUGGAUUUACCGAUGUAUCGUGUCUAUUCUUUUCGUUCUGUUCCUCUCUUUCAUUCCCCUUAUCGUCCAGGAACUUUCGGAACGUGGCAUUUGGCGUGCUUUCGUUCGAUUGAUGAAGCAAUUCUGCUCUUUGUCGCUCAUGUUCGAAGUUUUCGUCUGUCAGAUCUAUGCGAACUCUGUACAGCAGAAUAUUUCAUUCGGUGGUGCGCGAUAUAUUGGUACAGGUCGUGGUUUCGCCACAGCACGAAUUCCUUUUGGUGUCUUGUACUCACGAUUCGCUGGACCAGCUAUUUACUUCGGCGCUCGUUUGCUCAUGAUGCUUUUGUUUGCAACCCUGACAGUCUGGAAGGGCGUCCUGAUCUACUUUUGGAUCACCCUUCUUGCGCUGACUAUUUCGCCCUUCCUUUACAACCCCCAUCAAUUUGCCUGGACAGACUUUUUCAUCGAUUACCGAGAUUACCUUCGUUGGUUGUCGCGUGGUAAUUCCCGCAGCCACGCUUCAUCUUGGAUCUCGUACUGUCGUCUUUCUCGAACUCGUCUUACUGGUUACAAACGCAAGACACUUGGAGAUCCAUCUGCCAAAGCAUCAGCUGAUGUUCCUCGAGCCCCUUUCGCCAACAUCUUCUUUAGUGAGAUUUUCUCGCCGUUGAUGCUCGCUGUCGUGACAAUAUUACCGUACCUUUUUGUCAAUGCUCAAACCGGUGUUACGCCAGCGAACAAUCCAUCGAACAGGAAUAAGAUCCAGCCCACUCAAUCGCUAAUGCGGCUGCUUGUUAUAGCUUUUGCGCCUGUUGCCGUCAAUGCCGGCGUCUUAGCUGCUAUGUUCGGCAUGGCCUGUUGUAUGGGACCUCUCCUCGGCAUGUGUUGCAAGAAGUUUGGUAGUGUUCUCGCCGCUAUUGCUCAUGCCACUGCAGUAAUCUUCCUUCUGAUUUCCUUCGUGGGCAUGUUCGUUCUGGAGAGCUUCAACUUUACACGCACUGUGGCCGGUAUGAUUGCUGUGAUUUCGAUCCAGCGUUUCUUUGUCAAGUUGAUUGUUUCGACAUGUCUCACUCGCGAAUUCAAGGGCGAUGCUUCUAACAUUGCCUUCUGGAGCGGAAAGUGGUACUCGAUGGGAUGGCACACAAUCUCUCAGCCUGCUCGUGAGUUCCUUUGCAAGAUUACUGAGCUGUCCAUGUUCUCUGCCGAUUUCGUUUUGGGCCACUGGCUGCUCUUUUUUAUGGCGCCCGUCAUCUUGAUCCCCAAGGUUGACAUGCUUCACUCCAUGAUGUUGUUCUGGCUCCGUCCCAGUCGACAAAUUCGACCUCCUAUCUACUCGAUGAAACAGUCUAAGCUUAGACGAAGACGUGUGAUCCGUUAUGCCAUCCUCUAUUUUACCCUCCUGGUCGUGUUCAUUGCUCUCGUUGCUGGACCUGCCGUAGUUGGUAAACUCAUGGGUGAAUCACUCAGCAAGACUAUUGAGAAGAUGAUUCCUCUGGAGGGACUUGUGCAGCCAAACUAUCUUGAUCAUAACAACACAAACAGUACCUCGGUCACUGGUAUCAAAGAUCCCAAAUAUACUGGCCCUGGCCUCACAAUGACUGGUAGCAAGCGCGUCGCAGCAUCGGCGACCGGCAAGAUCAAGCUAUUCUAA